Kluyveromyces marxianus DMKU3-1042 is the source of this 1410-nucleotide messenger RNA. It is a transcript of the gene YHP1, whose product is annotated as Yhp1p. Lineage: Eukaryota; Fungi; Ascomycota; Saccharomycetes; Saccharomycetales; Saccharomycetaceae. Bases 1 to 1410 code for a protein of 469 amino acids. Gene Ontology annotation, biological process: cell differentiation; regulation of transcription by RNA polymerase II. The record is from RefSeq and is a predicted model, not a curated record. The transcript has a single exon. Gene Ontology annotation, molecular function: RNA polymerase II cis-regulatory region sequence-specific DNA binding; DNA-binding transcription factor activity, RNA polymerase II-specific.
AUGUCGAAGCCUAUGCUGCCUUCCUUUUCUACUAUUAUAGAUGCUGCGAGUUCCGCUACUUCCUCCCCGUUGCCUAGGCCUGCUAGCAUGAGUUUCAGAUUGGACAUCCAAGGAAACAUCAAGCUGCCUCCGCUGAGCAGCAACGAGCCUCAGACGCCCGUGUUGAGGACCAACCUGCUUUCCAUCACCCCAACCACUAGCAUGCUUAGAAUGGGCAAUGUGUCUAUUUCUGGCAGCAGCAACAUUCACAGCGAGAGCAACUUUAGAAGUUGUGACGUAAGUCACGUGACAGGUUCGGAACCUGUUAUUGCAUCGGCUCCCCUAUUGCAGCAACAACAGCAACAGCAGCAGCAGCUCCACCCCAUCUCAAGAACCUCAAACACAACACCAAGUGCCGGAGCAAGCCUCAGUCUAAACCUCAAGCUGGCAGAAACCAGCUCACUUCACCAUACACCCUCAAAAAAACCUAGGGCAAAUAAGAGAUCUAGCAGUGCAAACACCAGCCUGAUACUGGCAGACCCUGAACCAGUCGAAAACUCCUCGGUGUCGGGGAAAAAGAAGUCUACCAAGACAAAGUCCUUUGCAUUCAUCACUCACUCUCAAGAAACUUUCCCUUCUAAUGAACCAUCCAUAGAUAACGCUCAGCUGGCGAGACGUAAGAGAAGAAGAACUUCCAAGAACGAGUCUGAAACCUUGAAAAGAGAAUUUGAGGUGAACCCAGCUCCUUCCAAGGAGAGAAGAGCUGAAUUGGCUGCAAUCUGCAAUAUGAGCGAGAAGGCUAUUCAAGUCUGGUUCCAGAAUAGAAGACAGAACUUCAGGAAGAAACUAAGAACUGAUUCAAAACAACUAAAUUCUCCCCUCACGGAUUCUGAGGGUAGCAAAAGUAAUUGUUCAACUAGCCCAACUGUCGAUAAACCACAACACAGCAUUUCUACUGAGUCUAUUACGCUUGUCAAUGACGACAAAACAGAUGAUUCUUUUUCUAGCGCGCCAAAACAAUCGGACACGGAAAAUACGCCCUCAAUGACGGUGACUUCCAAUAGGCGUAACAGUGCGAAUGCAACUAUCGUCACACCGGUAGAUGAACAGAAAUUCCAAAAGAAAUUAAAGCUUGAUGUUCCAAGAUACACCACUGCUACUACUUUAACAGAAAAAGAGUCGUCACCUUCAGAAAAGGGAAAAGUUUUGACAUUCAGAUUGAAACAGGAUAACGAGUUAGCUCGUGUGUAUACCAGUCCUAACAACAGGGUCAAUAAACUAAUAAAUGGCAGUGCUAUUCAGAGUAUGCAUUCUACUCCAAUUAAAGGAAAUACCGAGAAUAAUAAAAUCAACGAGUCCAUAGCCAGUGGGAAACUGAACUUCAAUUCUAACAGAGGCAUACUAAAGGAAUUAAAUGUCAACGCAGUUUGA